GCCGACGUCCUCACUUUCCUGGUAUGGGUUGCCUCCUUCCUGGCUGCGUCUUGCACAUCGUCAUCGGGGUGCCCGCUUCUGUGAUCGAAACUAGUGUCUCAGCAUGAGCACAUCGAAAACCCAGAGCAGCCUUCAAUGGUCUGUAGGUGCAGGCCGACGUCGGAGUUCUGGAUUGGUAGAUUGUGGAGCUCUGGUUCGAGUGUCCAGCUGCAUAUAAUUGCAUCAACCUUCCGACUCUGUUUCUGUGUCUGUAGAGGCCGACAGUCUCACCUUGUUGAAAGUCAAGCUGUCGCUUCCUCAAAAUUACUGGCUCCCUCUUGGUCAAGGACCUAGCCAGUUGAUGUUUUUGUUGCCCUUUAACUCUCUCUCUCUCUCUCUCGAUCACACACUUUCUGGGCUGAGAGUGGUCAAAGUUGCACAUCUGGCGCAGCGCAUCAUACAUUUUUCACCUGCAGGAGUGGGAGUGCAGCUGAGAGUCGUGAGCAUAGGGAGUGAAGCAGGCUAUAAGCGUCGAGCCCUCACAGUAAGCAUUCUGUCAAUUACAGGGACGUUUCCGAGUGGCAUCAGCCCCGUUUUCAACACAAUGUGCACACAUUGCUGCUCGGUAUCGCAAGUGAUAUCUGCUCCAGCACACGCAUCUCGUCUCCUUUUAGACGACAUGAGAAGGGAAAGAGCUUCUGAAUGCAGAGCACUUCUCGAGGGCCAACAGGACGUCGUCAUUUUAUAAAAGCUUUGAAACUGUGAUAAACAACUUCUGUCUCUAUCGGAGGUUCACGUCCAAGUGUUGGGUUGCGUUUUGUCAGUCUAUCACUCGGAAGAUCGGGGCUAUGGGACGAACUGCGCAGUCUUCAGUUUUGCUCUCAAGUACUUACGUGCUGGUGCUGCUUGUGUGGAGCCUGCACUCAGCUGGUGCAGCAGAUGCAAGGCGUGUACUGGCCCAAAAUGCUUCGGGGCCAUCGGUGGAGGUGGCGGGGCAGGAGGACGAGGGAGCUGUGGUGCCGCCUCAGAAGAAGCUGCCCGUGAUCUCCAUCGUGGUGGGAGUGAUCUCGGCGGUGAUAGCAGUGUUCUUCCUGGCGCUCACAGCCAUGGGCUACUUCCAGAACCGAUGCGAGGACAAGGCACGGGGUUCUCAGAGGAGACGGCUGUGCCCAGCUCCAGCAGCAGGCGCAGCUGGAGCGAUCCAAGGAGGCCAUCAGCCCGAAAAGUACAGCCUGCGAGAGCUGCAGGCGGCCACCGUGAGCUUCACUCAGAAGCUGGGCCGAGGAGGCUGUGGGGCAGUGUUCAAGGGCAUUCUGUCCAACUCCAAAGAGGUGGCCGUCAAGCUCGUGGACGACUACACGCCCGGCGAGUUCGAGGUCGAGAUCCGCAGAGUCAGCUCCCUGCACCACGACAACCUCAUGCAGAUCUACGGCUACUGCACCGAUGGCGACCACUGCCUCCUGGUCCAAGAGUACUUCGCCAAUGGCUCCCUGCGCAGCUUCCUCUACUCCAACACCUGCAGCUCCGUGGGCUCCAACUCCUGCCACAACAACAACAAGGUUCUGGAUUGGAGUGCUCGGUUGAACAUCUCCCUGGGAACAGCCAAAGCUCUGGCGUACGUGCAUGGAGUUUGCAGCUCGGGCUUCAACAUCCAUGGACGUAUCAAGCCCGAGAACGUGCUGCUCUCGGAGGAUCUGAACCCGAGGCUGGCGGACUUUGGGUUCGUGAGGUGCCGCAGGAAGAGAGACCAUGAUCUGACUCUGGCCACAGCGCAAGGCACGCUCGAGUAUUUCGCCCCUGAGUGGUGGUCCGAUCCCAGUCCCAAGUGCGAUGUGUACAGCUUCGGAAUCCUGCUGCUGGAGAUCAUCGGAGGCCGGAGAAUCGGUGACUUCUAUGACCGACCUCAGUGGGAGUUUCCCGACCUCGACAAGCAGCAGAGCGAGGGCCAGGGCCUGGAGGGUGGAGUCACGGAGCUGCUGGACCCCGAGCUCAAGGGCAAGGUGGACCUAGCGCAGCUGCACGUCGCUCUGCAGGUGGCCUAUUGGUGCAUCCAGUACGAGGCCAGAGCGCGACCUUCCAUGGCUCAGGUGGUCGAUUAUCUGGAAGGCCGAGUGCAAGUGUCUUGCCCUCCCACUCCUUCCAGCUCCGCCAUCUUCACUCCUCUGCAUUUGAGCUACAGCGCCAGCCUCGAGGCUUUCGGCUUCAGAGGCGGCAAUGGUGUGGAGAUUGUGAAUGCUCGAUAAACGACUGCACCAGAUUCGUCUGGUGAGGUCUGAUCGAGUAGACACAUUUUUGUAUAGAGGACUCUCUCUUCUCUUUCUCUCUCUGGCCAGAGGUUCAGAGUGUGCUUGCUUCGGAGACUGGUGCGUCGAUGAUGAUGAUGAUGCCGACGACGACGGAUGGCUUCACGAGCUCCUUUUGUACAUAGUCGAUACUCUCAAUGUAAUUUGUGCUCGAAAUACUCAAUUCAAGUGCUCACCUCGCUUCAUUCCCCCCUCCCUCACUUUGUGGUCGAGUCGGCUUGAUACCUUUGGACUUACUGCAUCACUAGAUGUACUUUGAACGUGUCAUCUCCUAUGGCUUUCAAUAGGAGUUGUAAAAUUUGGAAUUUCUUGAAGUUUUGUCCUCAGGUCUGUCCACAGUGCAGGACACAGCCACCUCUCUCCUAUCGGUGUAUGGCCUCAGUGGACAGUAAAGAGAAUGAUUUUUAUUC
Messenger RNA from Marchantia polymorpha subsp. ruderalis, 2692 nucleotides. The record is from the annotation of a GenBank genome assembly. NCBI's taxonomy places the organism in Eukaryota, Viridiplantae, Streptophyta, Marchantiopsida, Marchantiales, Marchantiaceae.